GACCACUCGACUUUUUUUCCACUUCUUAGCAGCUCUGAGCAACCCUUUUUCAGUCUCUUCCCAAAUCUUUCCAACGCGCAGACAAUGUGGGCAGCGACGCUCGUGCUCGUUCUGCUGUCCUUCCCCUUUCUGGGAUUGUCGCUGGGAGUGCGUCGCAUCUACAUGGCUGCUCUGCGCAGUCUGCUGCGGUACGUGGAGCGCGUCCACAGCGAAGACGUGGCGUCGUAUCAUCAGCAGCAAGAAGUCACGAACGCCGCCACCCAACAGCAGCAGCAGCAGCAGCAGCAGUCAGCGGACACCACAGCCACAGCCACAGCCACAGCCGCAGGCAUGUCCACCAGCAGCAGCGAGGACGACCCGGCUUCAAAACGACCAGAGCCCUCGCUGCGUCGCUCCAAGAGCUAUCAACUGCUACAAGCUGCACGCGACGAGGCGCCCGCUGCUGCUGCUCCGUCCCGCCCGCGCAGUAGCAGUAACAGUGGCUCCAGCGAUGCAAGCAAUAGUAAUACAAGUAGUGGCGGUCAGGUCUCGGACGAGCUUCCCUUUGGACAGCCAAGCGGCAUGACGCGUUCUCAAUCGUUUGCGACGUUCAAGAAGAACUUUGUGCUGUCCGACAUUUGUGGCUUUGCGUCGGACGCCAUGCAAGCGCUGACGGAUGAUGACGUGACGCGCUGCUUUGCGAAACAAGACCUCGAGUCCUGGAACCUCUUGACCCGCUCGCGCCCAGUGGAACUGGAAGGAGUGCCAAUCUCGCGUCGGCUUCGCGCGUUGUACUAUUGUGGCAUCUUUGUGCGGUACUGCCUCUUCUUCCCAUUCCGUCUCGUCUUUGCAUUGACGGCCGUUGGGUUUUUCAUUGCUUCAUUCUCGCUGAUUGCCUGCAUCCCGCGGUCGGCAUCCUUCCGAAGAACGCUCGAACGCCAUUGUUCGUUCUUCACCGCUCGCAUGUUUGUUCUGUCGUGGUCUGCAAUGGUGCGCUAUCACAAUCCAGAAAAUCGAGCCCCGACAGGCAUUGUGGUGGCCAACCACACCUCCCCCAUCGACUGCAUUGUUUUGGCAAACGAUAAUUGCUACUCGAUGGUCGGACAGCGGCACGGAGGGUUUAUCGGAUUGCUGCAAAAGACGCUUUCCAUCGCUCAGACGCACAUCUGGUUUGACCGCUCCGAAGCGCGGGAUCGCCAAGUGGUUGCACGUCGGUUGCGCGAUCAUGUCGAGGAUCCGUCCAACAACCCGAUUCUCGUCUUCCCUGAAGGCACCUGUGUCAACAACACAUCCGUUAUGAUGUUCAAGAAGGGCUCUUUCGAAGUUGGUGCCACAGUUUACCCCGUCGCCAUCAAGUACCACGCUACAUUUGGCGAGUGCUUCUGGGACUCAAGCAAACAAAAUUUUUUGAUGCACAUCUUGUCGUUGAUGACAACAUGGGCCGUCGUCACCGAUGUCUACUACUUGACUCCGAUGCGGCAAGCACAGAAUGAAGAUAGCAUUGACUUUGCCAAGCGGGUCAAGUUCAAGAUUGCUCAGAAGGGCGGAUUGAAUGAUCUCCAAUGGGACGGCAUGCUGAAGCGAAAAGCACUUGGUCCGCAAUUCAAGAACGAGGUGCAGCGGGAGUUUUCAGCAUUGAUCGCCAUGGGCCUGGAAUAGAGUUGAGCGUUUUGUUUGUGUAUUCAUGCGCUGUACGUGUGUGUAACUUGAUUUUGUAAAAUGAAGAUGGAGA
Capsaspora owczarzaki ATCC 30864 is the source of this 1711-nucleotide messenger RNA. Its product is annotated as lysophosphatidic acid acyltransferase zeta. Gene Ontology annotation, cellular component: endoplasmic reticulum. The record is from RefSeq and is a predicted model, not a curated record. Bases 85 to 1638 code for a protein of 517 amino acids. Gene Ontology annotation, molecular function: glycerol-3-phosphate O-acyltransferase activity. Gene Ontology annotation, biological process: triglyceride biosynthetic process. NCBI's taxonomy places the organism in Eukaryota, Filasterea, Ministeriida, Capsasporidae. The transcript is spliced from 4 exons.